AUGGAGGAGAGGCCUUGCUUUCGAGCACAUGUGAACCAGCUUUGGUCCAUUUGGUACGGACUUGCAGUAACAGCCCUACAAGCCUACAUUGCCUUUAAUUCAGCUAAAAGACUAUUAGAAUGGUUUGAGUAUUCUUGGGAAAAUGAGGAUGGAAAUGAAAUUGAAGCUUCCUUAGUUCUUACAGGAAUAGCAAUACUUCUUCUUCCUAUAUUUUUGGCAGCUUCAGUUUUCAAAGUUGGAAACUGGGCUAAUGAUGGCUACAAACUUGGCCGACACCUCAGUACAUGUUCAAAUGAUAUUACUAUGUCAGCUAGUUCUGGUAUCAAAGCAGUUUGGAAACACGGAGGCCCCACGGCUCCAUUUUUACAUUUGGUAUCAGCCUUUUGUUUACUCCUACCUAAUCUUCUUAUUCAGGCCAAACUCAUUGAAGCAGAUUUACUACCUAAAGAAGAUGUGUGGAAAACCGAUUUAGAUUUUUUAAUUUCAUCAUAUGACGACACAGCAGGCUCUUUGAUUCCUUCUAAUAUGGAAAAUAAUAUAACCAAAACAACACCAGUACCUGUUUCAUCAACCACACCUAUUGCUCAAGGUUUUCUUAUUUUUGCUGGACAAGAUGGUCAUAAAAUUGGACCAGUCACAAUCGAAUUCUUCAAUUAUGCUCUUGCACUUGCAGUUUAUGCAGUGCGCUAUCCAGCUGUAUUCUGGAAUACAAAUAAAUGUUGGGGAGCCAUAUUUUCUUUUCAACUUUUUAUCAAUGGAAUUCAAAAUUUGUUUGUUUAUGCUGGAGUUUGUAUUUUGUAUAAGGUUCAUGUGGUUGGACCAUCAGAAGUAUUAAAAACUUUACCUCUAAAAUUUGGAAAUCAUUUUUUUCUUUUGAAUUCUCAUGUUACUUUAGCGCUUCUUAUACUUACAUCAUGCUUAGUUUUAUCUUCAAGCCUGGUUUUAUAUUUGUAUGGAUAUGGAAGGUACAAUGCGUUUUUGAGUCAUGAAAAAGCAUGCAAGGUUAUUAGUGUUGAAGGAAGAGAAUGGGGUUAUCUCACUCACUGUGCUGCACUAUGUGUACUUCUAGCCAUAACUGUAGUAGAAGGGCCUUUACUGGUUGAUUUGGCGGUUAUAUAUAAAUCUACCUUAGAUAGUUUAGUGCUGUUUUCAGUGAUAGCUGCAGUUUUUCAUUUAUUUAUUUGGGUAGUAUUGUGGCUAAUUUUAACAAUAAAACAAAAUUGGGUUUUUAAACUCCGAGUAACAGUUGGUAAAGCAGCUGUAAAAUCAGCCAGAUCUAUUAAACUCCUUACUGAUGUGGAAUUAUUAUCAUCAUGUGAAGCAUCAGCUCCUUUAUUGGUUGUGGCUAGUGGCAGAACAUAUACUGUAUGUGAUACUUCACCAAAGAAAACAAUUAUUAAUGUCAUUCAUAAAACUGCCAUGGAAAGAAAAGCUCGAAUGCAAGAAAUGAAUCCAACUAAUAAUAAGGAUCAAUUUGAAGAUGAUGAGCAAAUUUAUUGGCUUAGACCGAAACCCUUGUCACCAAAGAAUUCACCUGAUUCCGAAAUUUCAGACCAGAUCAGUUGGCAACGAAAAGCAAUUCAAAAACCAAAAGUUACAUUUGAUCAAAGUGCAAUCACACAUAAGGAUGAUGGUGAUGAUGGGGAUUAUGCAAGACUGAGAGAACUACCGAUUUCAAAUUCAAAAAAUGGUAUUGCUAUGCAAGAUGAAAUAUAUUUAAAAACAUCUGCAUUAAACAAGGUUCAGUAUGCUUCCACAGAAUGUAAAGGUUUGGUUCCUGCUUGUGGGGAUUAUGAAGAUCCUAGUCCUUUAAUUACACCUGAACCAUCUGAUAUACCAAUCCCCCCACCUUCUGAUACUCCAGCUACUCCUAGAUGCCUUCUGCGAGCAGAUUCUGGUAUGCCUCAUGAUCUUACUCCACGAUCAGAUUCAGAAAUCUCUGGAUCUCCUCCUGAUCACUCUGAAACAUCAAGUGGAGUUCACUCAAAUUCAAGUAGAGAAAGUCAUAACACAGGAAAUCAGUCAGGACAGCAAAAAGCUGAAAUUAAUCAGAAUGAAAAACAAACAAACCAACAUUGGAAUAAUGGAAUUUUACAAAGGGAAAUUAAUCCACAAGACACUGGAGAAGUAGUUAUCUGCCGUAGAGUUGAAAAUGAAAACAUACCAGUCCAAAAUAAUCUACAAGACAAAUUUGGUCGAAGUACAAACAUGAAAAUGAUAUCCUUCACUGAUUCUCAGUCAGCUACUCUACCUCAUUUUCCAACUCAGCAAGUUGGUGUUCCUUACCCUCAUUGUUCCACAAUGCCCUUGCCUCCAGUCAUUCCUCCUCCGAUAAUUCACGCACCAUGUAAUUACCCAAGGCACACAACUAUUCCUUCUCACCAUAAUGGAGUGCGUUUGUUUACACCUAAUAUAUAUGGGAAUAGGGCAGUUGUGAACAGAUAUCCACAACAUCACAGUUUUCCCCAGUUAAUGAGUCCACUCAAAUUUAAUUUAAAGCAUAUCUCAGAAAGAGAUUCAGCAAACUUUUCUAUGGCUUCAAGUGGUGACGGAGAAAUGUAUCGCUCAUAAACUAGAAGUUUAAUUUCUAACCAAUUAUUCUUCUUUUUUUAGUAAAUGCCUAAGAAUCAGUUUCUACAUGUGUAAAAUUUAACUUUAUAUUUUGCAGCAAUAAUACCAUUCCAUUUUUUAUCAAUAUUUAUUCAAAUGAUGAGGUUGAUAUCAGCUUUUAAAAUCCCAAUUAAAAAAUAUUUGCGAUUUUUGCAUUUAGCUAGGAUCAAAUGUAUGUACUAGACUUAUUUUAUAUGUUUUUCAUUCAUCUAUUAUUUUAUAAUUUAUUUAGAUAAUGAAUAAAUGAAACUCAAUGAAUGAAAAAUCAAAAGGUUACACCGUCCAAAUUUUUACUUUAAAUCUUUUUUAAAUAUUAUAUUACUACAGAUAAAUAAGUCUGGUACUUCAUUUAAAAUUAUCAUAAUUUUUUUAUGAAAAUUGUAGCAUUUUAUAAAUUAAUCUCAGUAAUUGAUAUGAAAUCUUGCAAUUUUAUAUUUCAAAUAUUUCUACAAACAUACACAAAACAAUAAAAAUGACAAUAAAUUAAUAAUAAACAUAGAUAAUUAAUACCAUUUUCUAAAAAAAGAAAGAAAAAAAAAGAUAAUGCAGCUGGUAAUUUUCAUCAAAAUUUGCCACUUGAAAGGGUGCACAUAUUUACACUAUUUCUUUUUGUAGAAAAGGUUUAUUAAAACAUAUCAUUUUCAUAUAUUUUCUUUACAAAUAAAUUCAUAAUGCUAUUCUGAAUGUAAAUAAAUAUUUAAUCAAUGGAAACAAAAUCAGAAGAUAAUUAUUUAAUUAUUAUGUGUUAUUGUUGUCUAAUUAUUUCAUUAUUCCUAUUUCUGAGAUGUGCAAUCUUUGAUCUUCUAAGCUGAUGAUAUAUUGUGAUAUACCGUUGAUUAAAUAUUGAAAUUUCUACUCAGACCUAAAUCCCACUUAUAUGUUCUUCUUGUUAAACAAUAAAAUAAAUGUAAUAUAAACUGUCUAAAAUAAUCUAAAACACUAUUUUUUU
Messenger RNA from Nezara viridula (southern green stink bug), 3559 nucleotides. Lineage: Eukaryota; Metazoa; Arthropoda; Insecta; Hemiptera; Pentatomidae. The record is from the annotation of a GenBank genome assembly.